Molecule: messenger RNA, 867 nt
Organism: Meloidogyne enterolobii
Lineage: Eukaryota; Metazoa; Nematoda; Chromadorea; Rhabditida; Meloidogynidae
Source: the annotation of a GenBank genome assembly
AUGUUAGCAUGUAUUGUUGGCUAUCACUUGAGACGAUUUUUUCCAAUAACUCUUCGUGGAUUCUUUUGCCAGGAUUUUUCUAUUCGAUUUCCUUAUCGCGAUUCAACUGUUGAGACAAAUACUAUUUUUUAUGUUUCUAUUGCAAUUUUGGCUGUUUUGGUAUUUGUUGGCGAAUUCUUUAUUAAUAAGCCAAGGGAUCCUACCAAUCCUGAAUUCUGGCAAUUGGACGUUUUAUUGUGGAAAUUGUUACAAUUUGGAGGAUUUACAACUGUUUGGAUGUUAGGUGCCGGAAUCAAUUUUCUGUUAUUUAAUGUUAUUAAAAUUUCUGUUGGCCGUCUCCGUCCAAAUUUUAUUGCAAUGUGUCAGCCAUAUACCAACGUGACCAAUGCAAAGGAUUGCUUAAUUAAUAAUUCAAAUUAUUUUUUUCCUGGCGAUUUAUUUAAAUGUAACAAAACAACUGAUAUGAAUAAUCCAAGAAUUGUGGAUGGGAGAUGUAGUUUUUAUUCUGGACAUUCUGCUCUUUCUAUUUAUUUUGCUGUGUUUAUUAUCUUAUAUACACACAUUCGUGUUUUCUCAAAAAGUUUUGGUUCUUUUGCUGCUCCAAUUCUUCCUCUUUUAAUUGCUUUAUAUUCAAUAAUUAUUUCUCUUGGAAGUUUUGUUGCUGUUUCGCGAGUUUUUGAUCAUAAACAUCAUCCAUCCGACGUUGCUGUUGGUUUUUGUGUUGGUGCAGCUAUCGCUAUCUUAUCUGUAUUUUUUCAUAGAAAUUUCUUUUUUUCUGCUAGAGAAAUGAAGAAGAAGGAUGUUGGUAAGAAAAGUAGUAAUAGUGUUGUGGAAGUUAAUAUUAUUUCUGAAAAUACUCGGGUUUAG